AUGUCCCAAGGACUACAAAUUCUGUCUUCCCUCAAGUUCAGGAGUGUGUCCAUCAUCUUACAAGAGUAUGCAAGUUCCGCUGAUGAGAUUUUAAACAAGAGUCCAACAACGACCCCCAAAAAAGGCAAAGAAAAAACCCCAAAGCGCUGCCGUUCGGGCAGGUCGCCUGGACACCGCCUGAAAUCGCGGCCAGGUGCGAGGGUGAUUCUCGCUUGCAGAGACAUAGCGAAGGCAGAAGCUGCAGCCAGUGAAAUCCGAGCUGAGACAGGGAACCAGGAGGUCAUUGUGAAAAAACUGGACUUAGCUGAUACGAAGUCCAUCCGGGAGUUUGCUGAGAAAUUUCUAGCAGAGGAGAAGGAACUCCAUGUUCUCAUUAAUAACGCUGGGGUAAUGUUUUGCCCUUACUCCAAGACUGCUGAUGGCUUUGAGAUGCACUUGGGAGUCAAUCAUCUUGGUCAUUUUCUCUUGACCUUUCUGUUGCUGGAGCGUCUGAAGCAGUCUGCCCCAGCCCGUAUAGUGAACGUGUCCUCACUGGCUCAUCAUGGAGGCCGAAUCCGCUUCCAUGAUCUCCACGGUGAGAAGUGCUACAAUGGCGGCCUCGCCUACUGUCACAGCAAAUUGGCUAACGUGCUCUUCACCCGGGAGCUGGCAAGGCGGCUGCAAGGCACUAAAGUUACAGCAAAUGCUCUCCAUCCUGGUUCUGUCCAAUCUGAGCUGGUCCGGCACUCAUUUGUAAUGACGUGGCUGUGGAAGAUGUUCUCAUUCUUCUUGAAGACUCCUUGGGAAGGAGCUCAGACCAGCAUCUACUGUGCAGUAGCAGAGGAGCUAGAGUCUGUGACAGGACAGUAUUUCAGUGAUUGCCAGCCAGCAUACGUAUCUCCUUGGGGUCGGGAUGAUGAGACGGCAAAGAAGCUCUGGAGUGUGAGCUGCGAGCUCCUCGGCAUCCAGUGGGACUGAGCAGCGCAGGCCGCAGGUGUGUACCUGGCUGAGCGCAGCGAUGCUUCCCUGGGAAGAGCACUGCUGAGAGACCCCAAGACUAGAACGCUGAUACUUCAGCUGCCCUAAUCAUGGCUCUAUGGACACAAUCUAAUGUGAAUUUCUGGAAUACUACACUUAAGGACUGAGAUCUGUAAAUGACCAGUCCCCCUUCCUAGCUGGAGAAUUAGAGC
Molecule: messenger RNA, 1169 nt
Organism: Opisthocomus hoazin
Lineage: Eukaryota; Metazoa; Chordata; Aves; Opisthocomiformes; Opisthocomidae
Source: RefSeq, a predicted model, not a curated record